AUGGGUUCUUGGAUGAACAAGUUGUUGCUGCUGCAAGUUGUCAUUGUGUUGAUUCAGCAUGUUGAAUCAGGCUCUAUCAUCAAAUAUCUUCCUGGUUUUGAAGGCCCUCUUCCUUUUGAGCUUGAGACCGGGUACAUUGGUGUUGGUGAGGAGGAAGAAGAUCAAUUUUUCUACUACUUCAUUAAAUCUGAGAGAAAUCCAAAAGAAGACCCUCUUCUUGUUUGGUUAACUGGAGGACCUGGCUGCUCUUCUUUCUCUGGCCUUGUUUAUGAGAACGGACCUCUUGCCUUCAAGGUUGAAGCAUACAAUGGAAGUGUCCCCUCCUUGAUCACUACUACAUAUUCAUGGACAAAGGUGGCGAGCAUAAUCUAUUUGGACCAGCCUGUUGUGACUGGCUUCUCCUACUCAAGAAAUCCACUUGCUGAUAUACCAAGUGACACGAAAUCAGCUAAGCUGGUCGAUGAGUUUGUUCGCAAGUGGCUAGCAAAGCAUCCUGAGUAUUCAUCCAACCCUUUUUAUGUCGCCGGAAACUCUUAUUCCGGUAAGGUGAUUCCUGCCAUCGUUCAAGAAAUGUCAAUUGGAAAUUGUUUAUGCUGCAAACCUCAAAUAAAUCUUCAGGGCUAUGUGCUCGGAAACCCGUUAACAUCCGAUGGUCUUGAUGGAAACUCUCGCAUUCAAUUUGCUCAUGGAAUGGCACUCAUCUCUGAUGAACUCUACGAGUCGUUGAAGAGAAGCUGUGGAGGAGAUUAUUAUAAUGUGGAUCCUCUUAACACAGAAUGCUUGAACCUCAUUGAAGAAUUUCUGAGGAGUGUUUCAAUGAUAUAUGAAGAACUUGUUCUAGACACAAAUUGUGACACUACAUCUCCUGAUUGCUAUACGUAUCGGUAUUUGCUAUCCGAAUAUUGGGCUAAUAACGAGAGCGUGCGCAGAGCACUUAAAGUGGUGGAGGGUACUACGUACAGGAAAUGGGAACGAUGUAAUUUUAAUGUGCUGUGCGAUCAAAACAUUAAAAGCAGCAUACCAUACCAUUUGAAUAACAGCAUUGAAGGCUAUAGAUCUCUCAUCAUAAGUGGUGAUCACGAUAUGUCAAUCCCAUUCGUGUCAACACGAGCAUGGAUAACAUCUCUUAACUAUUCCAUUACUGAUAAGUGGAGGCCUUGGAUGAUUCUUGAUAAAGUCGCUGGAUACACUCAGACUUAUGCUAAUAAGAUGACAUUUGCUACUGUGAAGGGAGGCGGGCACACGUUAGAGUAUAAGCCAGACGAGAGUUCAAUCUUAUUCAAGAGGUGGAUUAGUGGCCAACCUCUCUAA
Molecule: messenger RNA, 1311 nt
Organism: Microthlaspi erraticum
Lineage: Eukaryota; Viridiplantae; Streptophyta; Magnoliopsida; Brassicales; Brassicaceae
Source: the annotation of a GenBank genome assembly